AUGAGCGAGAAGAAAAGCUAUUUGCCCACCCUAGAAGACGCCAACAAUCCAUUGUCGCCAGAACAGUUGGAAAUAUUGCACCAGCAGGUGGUAUCGGAAGGCGAGCUAGCCUCCAUCCAGUCGAAAUUCAAUUAUGCUUGGGGGUUGAUAAAAUCAGACAAAGUCGACGACCAGAGAAAGGGCGUCAAGUACUUGACAGAAGUGUUCAAAGACUCACCACAGAGAAGACGAGAGUGCCUAUACUAUCUAGCGUUGGGCUCGUACAAGUUGGGGGAUUACUCAGACUCCCGAAGAUAUGCUGAGGCGUUGGUAAACCAUGAGCCAGAAAACUCGCAAGCCCUCAGCUUGAAGAGGAUGGUGGAGGACAGAAUAGCCAAAGAGGGCUUGAUUGGAAUUGCCAUUCUCUCUGGAGCAGUUGCUGUUGGUGCAACAUUGAUUUCGUUGAUGAGGAGAAAACGAUGA
This is a messenger RNA of Ascoidea rubescens DSM 1968, 462 nucleotides long. RefSeq names its product Fis1p (gene FIS1). Lineage: Eukaryota; Fungi; Ascomycota; Saccharomycetes; Ascoideales; Ascoideaceae. The transcript has 2 exons. Gene Ontology annotation, molecular function: protein binding. Gene Ontology annotation, biological process: autophagy of mitochondrion; peroxisome fission; mitochondrial fission. Gene Ontology annotation, cellular component: mitochondrial outer membrane; peroxisomal membrane. The record is from RefSeq and is a predicted model, not a curated record. The coding region runs from base 1 to 462 and encodes 153 amino acids.